CACAGGUGGAAGCUAUUUGUGCACAUAGCUGAUUAGUGUGUAAAUGCUUCGUAAUUUAACCGCAACUUCUCAGUUUGAUUGAUAUUCGAUGCUUUCACAGCAAUUAUGAGUACUAGAGCAGGAACUCCUUACAUCGGCAAUAAAAUAAGCUUGAUAUCCAAGGCACAGAUCCGUUAUGAGGGGAUACUGUCGUGCGUCGACACAGAAAGGUCCACCAUUGCUUUAGCUAAAGUUAAAUCGUAUGGGACAGAGGACCGGCACACUGAUAGACCAGUGCCACCCAAAGAUGAGGUUUAUGAAUACAUAAUAUUCCGAGGAAGCGACAUCAAGGACAUUACUGUGUCUGAAGCCCCAGCAUCUCGCCAUGGGCUGCCUCGUGACCCUGCUAUUGUACAGUCGUCCAUAGGCAGCCCCUCUGCUGUGUAUCACCCACGAUGGAGUCCAUACCGGGACAUUAUGCCCACCUACAACCAGCUUGCUGCCAGUUCUCUACUCAACCAGCAGUACAAUGUAGCACUGGGCCUAGGACUUCAUGGCAUCCCAGCCAGAAGAGCACCCAUGGUUGAGCAGGCUGUUCAGACAGUGCCACUCACUAGUGCUGCCCAGAAAAGGGGGAAGACUUCAACCCAGCCACAGAGCAGACAGCCUGUUGGCCCCAGCCAGGGCCCUGGCCAGGAUGGUUCCCAGGUUCAGAAGGAGAAUCUACCCACCAGUCAAGCACCAUCUCAGCCAAGUACAGCAAAGACUCAAGACCAAAGCAAAGACAGCCAGAAGCAAGAGCAAAAACAAGGAAGUCGCAGGUCCAGGAACCGAAACAGAGGCCAACUUAUUGUGAGAAACUCUAAGGCUACGACCUUGCAGUUUGAAUCAGAUUUUGAUUUUGAAACUGCAAAUGCUCAGUUUAAAGAUGACCUUACAAAGGAGGUUGUAGUUGCUGUAGUUGAGAAGGUCGAUUCUGUGGAGGCCCAGGACCAAACUCUCAGAGAGAAAUACUAUGACAGAGCCAAAUGCUUCUUUGACAAGGUCUCGUCUGACCUUAAGCCCAGGAGAACAACCUGGGCAGAAGAGAAAAAGUUAAACAUGGAAACAUUUGGAGUGCCUGGCCGCUUCCUGAGAGGCCGAGGAUUCAGGGGCCAAGCACGCAGAGGGCAGAGCGCUACUCCACAACCUGUCCCAAAAACAGGAGGUGCAAGGGUGUGAAUGCUUUUGUUUAUAAUUCCUGUAAAUAGUCAUUUUCUACUUAUUUAAAAGUACCUCCCUAUGUUCCCUCUUUUGAAACUCUUGGAGCAAAGAUGUAUUUUUGUUAUCACAAAUGUGUGUUUUGGGAAUAAUGUGCUUGGACUCUUACAUGAAAUGGGAUCAAUUUAUUUUUAAUCUAGCAGCUGUGCAUUAAAACAUUCCUUGGUAGUUUGAGGGCAUGCAAUGCUGGAAUCUGUCAUUUGAACAAGCCAGCAGGCAUGCUAUUUUUCUUUAGUUUUGGAAGCCUCUGGAGGGCUGACUAAAGCUGUAGUGUUUGGAUGGUGUUUACAGCCUUUAGUUGGUUCAGUACUAGUCGCAUUUGCUGAUUGAUCAGCCUUGGUUGAGACUUGUUCCACUUUAGAAACAACACUUUUGUGACAUGAAGCCCUUGACUGACAUGGCUUUUUUUUUUUUUUUUUUUUUUUCCCCCCCCCCCCCCCCCCCUUGUUAAACUGGAGA
Molecule: messenger RNA, 1698 nt
Organism: Monopterus albus (swamp eel)
Lineage: Eukaryota; Metazoa; Chordata; Actinopteri; Synbranchiformes; Synbranchidae
Product: protein LSM14 homolog B-like
Exons: 8
Coding region: 106-1200 (364 amino acids)
Molecular function (GO): mRNA binding
Source: RefSeq, a predicted model, not a curated record